CAACACUGCAGCAUCAGCUCCCUCGACUCCACUACCAAUCCUUCAUCACCCGAAUCUACAGUUCUUCAAAUCUUCAUCCCAAGCACAAUGAAGCUCUCCAUCUCCGCGAUUGCUCUUGGCUUUGCCAGCCUCACAUCCGCCAUUUCUGUCUCUUACGACACCGGCUACGAUGAUGGAAGUCGCUCCUUGACCGCUCUGUCUUGCUCAGAUGGCAAAAACGGUCUCAUCACCAGAUAUGGAUGGAGCACUCAGGCCAGCGUCCCUUCUUUCCCUCGCAUCGGUGGCUACCAAGGUGUCGAAGGCUGGAACUCUGCCCAGUGCGGUACUUGCUACGGCGUCACAUACAACGGCAAGACCAUAUACGUUCUGGCUGUUGACCACACUGCCACUGGGUUCAACCUCGCUCAAGCUGCCAUGGACGAGCUCACCAACGGCCAGGCUGCGCAGCUCGGACGCAUUGAUGCUCAGUACGCCCAGGUCCCCACCAGCAACUGUGGCUUUUAGGCGCAGGUUAGACGAGCGCUACACCCGGUGGUAAAAGUCGCAGGAAAAAGCCUGAUGAUCGGGUUAUUAAUGUUUAUUGCUUUAAUAGUAGAUUGCAUAGUAUGGGCAGAGCAUUUACGACAGCGAGUCAUUCCUUACGAAGAGAUCUACGAAUCAACAUAUCUUUUUUGAAUACACUUCUUCGAGGGUGAUCCUGAAGAGUGCCAGCCAAUCUAUGCGCAUGUUCAGUAACAUUAAGAGACAUUUGAAGACCACAAUAAGCUCUAUUGGUCGUAUUCCAGUCUUUCGGCGAUACAUAGUCAAGCUACGUUUCCAG
Molecule: messenger RNA, 820 nt
Organism: Didymella exigua CBS 183.55
Lineage: Eukaryota; Fungi; Ascomycota; Dothideomycetes; Pleosporales; Didymellaceae
Product: Cerato-platanin
Exons: 2
Coding region: 88-504 (138 amino acids)
Source: RefSeq, a predicted model, not a curated record